Grus americana (Whooping crane) is the source of this 6191-nucleotide messenger RNA. RefSeq names its product activating transcription factor 7 interacting protein (gene ATF7IP). Bases 398 to 4285 code for a protein of 1295 amino acids. Gene Ontology annotation, biological process: DNA recombination; DNA integration; regulation of DNA-templated transcription. The transcript has 11 exons. Gene Ontology annotation, cellular component: nucleus; transcription regulator complex. Gene Ontology annotation, molecular function: transcription coregulator activity; protein binding; DNA binding. NCBI's taxonomy places the organism in Eukaryota, Metazoa, Chordata, Aves, Gruiformes, Gruidae. The record is from RefSeq and is a predicted model, not a curated record.
AAUGGCACAUUCUUGUUCACUUUGUUCAGCCAACACUAACAUGGUUUUAGCCUAAGAGGGAGGAAAACUCAAACCUUCCGUGGUGUGCUAGAAGAAGUACUAUUUGUACUUAUCAUAUGUCUUUUGUUUAUUACUUUUAAAAAUAAAGGCAUAGUUGUAUGUGGAUCUCACUAGGCUGAUGGUAUCUUGCAUUCAGUCCAAUAAGUAGACUUGUAUUAGUGGUAGAAAAACAAAUUAUUGUCACAUUAUAUCGGCGUGUGUUCUGUAAGAACAGAUCACAAAUGGUUAGUUAUUCUAUGAAAAUAGUUUUAAAUUUCUGACAAUUGAUAGCAACAUUACUAUAGAGGAUUUCAACUGAAAUCGGCUUUUUUAUGAACCACUACUUAAAAGGGUCAAGAUGGAUAGCACAGAUGAACCUCAGAAAAAAGUCUUUAAAGCACGAAAAACAAUGAGAGUAAGUGAUCGACAGCAACUUGAAGCUGUCUAUAAGGUUAAGGAGGAGUUGUUGAAGACAACUGAAGUUAAACUGUUAAAUGGAAAGCAUGAGAAUGGAGAUUCUGAUUUAAAUUCCCCUUUAAGUAAUACAGACUGUAUGGAGGACAAGAGGGAAGUUAAUGGCCUAGUGGACUUGUCUGUUAACUCUGAAGAAGGAAGAACAGCUUCUGAUGAAAUUAGUGAAGCCAAAAGUCCUGAAAGUAGGACAGGGAACAUAGUCCAUGACAUAGAACCCAAAGCUCUAACGCUGUCUCCAGGAAAUGUUACUCCUGAGCAAGAUAAAGAUAUUGAUACUGCUUUAGCUCGUGAGGCUGAAAAUGGAGUGCUUGGUAGCAAUAAAGAUAACUUCCAUGAAGAAAAUGAUACAAAAGAUCAUUUGGACCAAAGAGAGUGUGCCAUCCCAUUAGAAGAUGAAAGUAAAUCAAUCUGUGAUAUUGGUGUCUCUUCUGAAGAGAAGGGAGAAAGGAAGGACUUAACUAUUAAUUCUGAUUCAUCUGGUGAGGAAGAGAGGACUGAAAAAGCAACUGUUGAAGAUGCUGUUGGAGAAGCAGCCAUCUCUAGCAGUAUGGAAGGUGACCAGGAACCAAAGGACAAACGAGAUGGCAUUGCAGGUCUUUCAGAAACCACUGUUCAGAAGAUGAUAGAUGAGCCAAGUGAAAGUAUCUUGGACAGUACUGACUCUAUGGAAACAGAUGAAAUUAUUCCAAUUUUGGAAAAACUAGCCCCUGCUGAAGAUGAACUGAGCUGUUUCUCUAAAAGUUCUCUGCUUCCAGUGGAUGACACAGUCCCAGAUUUAGAAGAGAAAAUAGACAACUGUUUGGGUUCACCAUCCAAGCAGGAAAGCAAUGAAAGUCUGCCAAAAGAGGCUUUCUUAGUACUGUCUGAUGAAGAGGAUCCCUGUGAUGAGAAGGAGGAACAUGCUGAAGUGAUACUACCAAACAAGUCAAAUCUUCCAGAAGUGGAAGAGGAGAAAAGAAAGGAGAGUGAGGAGGAUAAAGAAGAAGAGGCCCACAAAGAAGAGGAGAAACAUGCAGAGAGAAGUGAAGCAUCAAGGAGAAAGCGUUCCAAAUCUGAGGACAUGGACAGUGUUCAUUCUAAACGUCGUCGGUACAUGGGAGAAGAUUAUGAAGCAGAACUCCAAGUAAAAAUUACAGCCAGGAGGGAUGUUGACCAAAAAUUACAAAAGGUUAUCCAGAGACUGUUAGAAGAAAAACUUACUGCUUUACAGUGUGCUGUAUUUGACAAGACUCUGGCGGACUUGAAAACCCGAAUAGAGAAAGUAGAGUGUAACAAGAGGCAUAAAACUGUGCUUACUGAACUACAGGCUAAAAUUGCUAGAUUGACAAAGCGGUUUGGAGCAGCCAGGGAGGACUUGAAGAAAAGACAGGAAAAUUCACCAAAUGCACCUCUGUCUCCAGGGAAAGCACCAAGUGACACUGCAAACACAAACAAUGUGACAUAUCGAAAUGCUGGCACAGUGAGACAGAUGCUGGAGUCAAAAAGGAAUAUAGCAGAGAGCACACCUGUGACUUUUCAAGCCCCUAUGAAUGCGGUGCCAGCAUCCAGUCUUGCUGCUCCUCCAGCAAUUGUCAGCGGACAUCCUAAGCCUCAGACUCCAGUGACCUCCACCAGCUCUUUGACAACAACAGUUAUUCCCACUGCUAAUACAGCUACAGUUGUAGGCACUAACCAAGUGCCCAGUGGCAGUGCGCAGUCAGUGUCUGUCUCAUUGCAGUCUUUGCCCGUAAUCUUGCAUGUACCUCUUGCAGUGUCAUCCCAGCCUCAGCUCCUGCAAGGCCACACAGGGACUUUGGUCACUAACCAGCAGUCAGGCAACGUUGAAUUUAUAUCCGUACAAAGCUCAUCUACAGUUGGUAGCCUUACCAAAACUACAGUGUCUUUGGCAUCGACUAACCCAACUAAACCAAAUAACAGCCCAUCUGUGCCCAGUUCUGGUAUUCAAAGGAACUCUCCAGCCACUGCUGGGUCAAUAGGCACAACAUUGGCAGUACAGGCUGUUUCUACUGCACAUCCUGUUGCCCAGGCUACAAGGACUUCUUUGCCCACAGUGGGUACUUCAGGACUUUAUAAUGCUACCAGCAGUCGAGCCCCCCUACAGAUGAAGAUUCCCCUCUCUGCAUUUAGUAGUACAGCUCCUAUUGAACCACCCACCGUUACAGCGCCCAGAGUUGAAAACCAGACAAGCAGGCCACCAACAGAUACUUCGGCAAACAAGCGAACUGCUGAAGGAACAACCCAGCUCUCAGAACAAAAAGUAGUUCGCUGUGUGCCGUAUACCUGUGGCAUAUUUGAUGGUACAACUUUGAUCAAUUGUUUCGAAAAGCAGUUGAAACAGGAAGAGACUUCAUCAGAAAAAAAAGAAGCAGUAGAAGCAGCACAGACGAAUUUUAACUUCCCCGAGGAUGUCCUCUUUGGCUUGGAGGAAGAGGAAGAGGAUGCUAAGAGCAUCAAAAACACCCACAAGCAGACUGGUUGGGCAGCUAACGUAUUAAAACAAUGGCUGGCCAAAAAUGGCAAGGAUCCUAGCUUUGAAUUGGUACCAGUAAAUGAACUCAAUGAUACCUUAAGAGAGUUUUAUUACACAGUAAGGAAUCAUGAUGGAAAUACCUACAGUGUGGCAAGCUACAAGUCAAUACGUGCUGGCUUAAACCGGCAUCUCAGAAUGCCACCUUAUAAUCGUCAGAUUUGCUUAAUGAAGGACAAAGAGUUUGCUAGUGCAAACAUGGUAUUUGUGAGCGUGCUGAAGAUGCUGCGCAUGCAGGGAAAGGAUGAGACUCGCCACCAUCCUCCUAUAGCUGCUGAGGACUUGCGUAAGAUUAAACAAUCCGGUGUGCUGGGAUUGCACAGUCCACUGGCACUCGUCAACAAGGUGUGGUUUGAUUUGCAGUUGCAUUUUGCCAAACGAGGGAGGGAAAUUUUAAGAGAUCUGGCUCCAGAUGCUUUUGUUGUUGAGAAGGACAAGAACGGGCGUCGAUAUGCUAUGUUUAGGUAUCCUGGCAAAGGAAAAAAUGGAGAAGAUCCUCAUAAAAUGGCUAAAAUGUAUGAUAUGCCGGGGGACCCAAACUGUCCUGUUUUUUCCUUGGAGCUUUAUUUGUCUAAGUUGCCUCCAGAGCCCCCUGCCUUUUACCUGCAUCCUUUAAAGCUAACGUCAGAGCAAAUGCAAGAACAGCCUGUCUGGUACAAAAGAGAACCAAUGGGUGUGAACUUCUUAAGUACCAUGAUGCCCAGGAUAAGUGUGGCAGCCAGGCUCUCUCAACGAUAUACCAAUCAUUCUCUCCGAACUACCACCAUCCAGCUACUGUGUGAAGCGGGACUGGGGCCUAGAGAAAUAAUGGCAGUGACAGGCCAUCAGUCCGAGUCUGCUAUUAGACACUACUGGGGAGCUGCGGAAGUUCGCUACAGGGCUUGGUCAGAUGUAAUGGAGAAUAAUGCCCCCAAUUACCUAUAUAGCAAGAUCCCAAAUGAAGUGAUAAAAGAAUCACUGUCUGGUGCCUCAACCUCUUCUGUAAACCACGUUGUUCUAGAACAAAGCAAAAUUUUAUUCCCUAAGAAAUCUGUGGUGCCGCCUGGCACUAAUUCUGUGACUUUAGUCCCUGAGGGACACCCAGCUCUGAAUUCCAAAAGCUCCAUCCUGUUGAACCACAGUUCUUCUAAGGUGUUUGUCCCCACGAACACGGCCAGUGGGAACCUAACUGCUGGUCCCCUUCAAGGCUGUUGUAACGAACCUGUCUCUAUAAAGCAUGUGAUAAAACAAGAACCAAUGACUUGAUGCUUCUGUAAUGGAACUGAUUUCAAAUUAAUUGCUAAAAUGGAAAAAUUACCAGUUUUGUUUUUUUCACUUGGUCUACUAAGGAAAUUUCUUAUGGUCUAGUUCAGCAAGAAGUAUCCUGUUCGCACUCCUGAAGUGACCUAUGGAACAGAAAAACAGAGCAGGGCUUGGAGUUUGUAUGACUUUCUGUGGCAGCUGGGACUCUUUAAGUGGCUGAGCAGAGCUAUUUUAAAAAAAGAAAGGGAGAUACUGAUUUCCACUUAGCUGAAGAGCUACGCUUUCUUCACUAAGUGCAUGGCUUUUAUAUUCUGUGAAGAGUGUAUUUAUUAUACCAUUUUGUGCCUGCUGGCACUAAUGUAGCAUCUGACAAAUCAAAUACUUGAUUACUGAAGAGCACGGAGAAAGUAGAAGCUGAAUGAAAUAGACACAGAUACACUACAAAUAUAUACAUAUGCAUGAAAACACCUGGAAUUGCUUGACCACUGUCACCCUCUCUGUUCAAAUUGUUAUCAGAUCUACCAGAGAAUUGUGCCUUUUCUAAAAAAAAAAAAAAAAAAACCCACAAAAAAACCCCCACCUACUAAAUCGAUUUUUUUCUGUGAGCUACAGAUUUGUAUUGCAGGUCUUUCCUUUUCCUAUUUAAUAUUUCUGGCUAAGAUUUCAGUCAUUCUGUUCUCCAAAGGCACUGUUUGAUACAAAUGAUAGUAAAAUUGGGAUCUCUUCAGUUGUGCAUGAAAUGGGGAAAAUGAUCUCAAAAGAGUUGAGAACAGGUUUGUUGCUUAAAUGACAAGUAAUAAGAGUUGAAGUGUUGUCUGUGUAUGUGCUUAUUUUGUGAGAGAUGUUUUUGUAUUUCCUCUCACCCCUUCCAUUACCUUUCACAUUGUCUUUGCAGUAUAGUCAGUAUAGUCUUUGUCAGUAUAGUAUAAUUCAGAAGCGCAUCCUGUUCUUCCCCACCAUACCCUAUCCAAACAUUAUUUAUGGUUUUAACCUCUUUAGAUUAGUUCACUGUAGUAAACUGAUCCUAUCAUUACAUUUUUCCCUAGGAGAUUUUUACAGGUUAGAAAUUCUCAGGAUAGUGGAUGUGAAUUUUGUCAGAGAAAUGAAAUUGUAGUUUAAAAGGCUCUUUAAUAAAAAAGAAUUACAAAUUAGGAGGGCUAGUCAUAGUUUGUUUUUAAUGACUCACACUAACUCAUGGUUUGUCUCCGCUAAUCUAUGUCAUGAUUUUUGUCAGAGAUUCUGACAAAUUGAGAGAUCGUCUGUAAAUAAAAAUGGAAAACAGGUCAUCAAAUCACAAAUUAUGGUAGGUCCACUUUGGAAGAAGAAACGGUGUAGCAUUUAAAACUGUUUUCUGUUAUAUUAACUGAAUGAAAUAAGAACAGCUUCAUCCUUUUGAAAUGCGUGUGUGUAUGUGCGUACACACAUGCCCGCACACACAGUUUCUCGCACUAAGGACUUCACUGGAAGUGUUUAUGUUGCUCAGCAGUGGACAAAAUAGGGAAAAAUCCCAGCUGAAAUAAUAAAUUGACCACAAUAAACUCUGAAAUCUGUGGAGAAAUUCCUUGCUGGGAAAGGCUUUCAAAUAUUGAAUGAGAUUUACCACUUUGUUGUAGUCCGAACAGAGAACUUGAUGCCUGAACUUUGGAGUUUUUAUCUUGGCUGAUAACGUUUACCUUUGUGGCCUUGGGUAGGUUAUUCAUACUUACUGCAUCAAUUUUCCAAAGUGUAAGACCAUGACAGUAUGUUCCAUUUUCUGAUGGAUCAUGUUGAAGAUUAAAAGGUUUUGAAAAGUGCUAUAUUCAUCUUACGUAUUGUGUUUACAGUCACUUUUAUUUGCUGUUGUUACAAUGAUUGAGCUAGUUGCUCAGAUAGAAUUGUUAAUAUAAAAAUUACUUCUGCACAAUCAUAC